AGCCAAUCAAAUCCCAACCCUCUUCCUCUUGUUCUGUGGCGCAUAAACACUGGAAAUCUGCAGACCCAUCUUCACCAGCCAAAGAAUACCUUAGUUUUUUAAUGGCUUCCUUCGUUUUCUGCAUCAAAUGGUAGGUUAGGUACAAUGCAACCUUCUUCAGCAUAAGAUUAUAUCAUCUUUCUCUAUCUCUUUCAGCUUUUUUUUCGAUCAAAAAGCAGAAAGUUCAUCAUCCAUUACCUGGAACAAAGAAAAGGGAUUGUUAUUGAGUAUUAUAUCUCCUGAGAUGUCAAGAUUUUCAAAUGAAAUGAUGCAAAAAGAUGGUAAUCUGAUAUACCCAUCUCCUCUUUCACCUUUUGAUGUUGGCACUGAUUCAAUAUCGAAUGAUUCUGUACCAUCGUCUUCUUCUUCUUCUUCUUCUUCUUCUUCUUUCAGCCGCAUCAGCCCAAUUCUUCUUCUAGUUAUAGUGAUUCUAGCAGUCAUUUUCUUCGUUUCUGGUUUACUCCAUUUGCUCGUUCGAUUUCUGCUGAAAAGAUCUUCCCCGUCAAUCUACCAUCACUCCAAUCGAUACACAGAAAGGCCUGGAUCUCACACACUCCAAAGACAGCUCCAGCAGCUCUUUCGCCUUCAUGAUUCAGGCCUCGAUCAAUCCUUCAUCGACGCUUUGCCAGUGUUCUUGUACAGAGAUAUUAUGGAUUUGAAAGAGCCGUUCGAUUGCGCCGUUUGUCUCAAUGAGUUUUCAUAUCACGACAGGCUGAGAUCGCUUCCCAUCUGCAGCCAUGCUUUUCAUAUCAAUUGCAUAGAUACAUGGCUGCUCUCGAACUCCACUUGCCCUCUCUGCAGAGCCUCUCUUUUGAGCUCCAAUUUUCCUCUCGAAAACCCUAAUUUGGACGAGAUUUUAGGGCGCGGAAAUGGUUCUCACUGGCAACCAGAAAAUCCUAUUUCUGGAAAUCAUCAGAAACGAGUAACAACAACAAUCGAUGAAUCUUCAAGGGAAAUGAGAGUUUUCUCAGUGAGACUCGGAAAAUUCAAAAAAAUAAACAGCGAAGAAGAACAAGAACACGAAGAACAAAUAGAAGAGGAAGGAGAAAGCAGCAACCAAAAUCACCUAAACGCGAGAAGAUGUUAUUCAAUGGGGACUUACCAAUACGUCGUUGGAGAUUCAGAUUUACAGGUGAUGAAGGAGAAAUUAAACCCUGCAAUCUUCCAGGGAAACGGAGAGGUUGAAGGUAAGAAAAUCAGUGGGAGAAGUAACGGGGAAAGUUUCUCGGUGUCGAAGAUUUGGCAAUGGUCGAAGAAGAGUGGAUUGCCGAUUCCGAGCAGCUCGAACAAUCAAUGGAGGCCGGAAUUCGUCUGA
Cucurbita moschata (crookneck pumpkin) is the source of this 1354-nucleotide messenger RNA. Its product is annotated as RING-H2 finger protein ATL46-like. The record is from RefSeq and is a predicted model, not a curated record. The transcript has a single exon. The coding region runs from base 284 to 1354 and encodes 356 amino acids. NCBI's taxonomy places the organism in Eukaryota, Viridiplantae, Streptophyta, Magnoliopsida, Cucurbitales, Cucurbitaceae.